Messenger RNA from Rosa chinensis, 315 nucleotides. RefSeq names its product glycine-rich protein DOT1-like. Lineage: Eukaryota; Viridiplantae; Streptophyta; Magnoliopsida; Rosales; Rosaceae. The transcript has a single exon. The record is from RefSeq and is a predicted model, not a curated record. Bases 1 to 315 code for a protein of 104 amino acids.
AUGAACAAAACUCAGCUAGAUAAAGAAGAAUCUGGUGGCUUGAGAGGAAAUUUGGUUCGUGGUGAUGGAGAAGGAGGAAACGUGGAAUGGAGAGAAGGUGAAAGUGGUGAUGAACAGAGAACUCUCCAUCACUGGAAAUGUCAUGAGAGGAAAGAGAGGGAGCUGGUAGAUGGUGAAGUGGGCAGAUCUGGUCAAGCAAAGAGGUUGGGUGAAGGUGGAGAUGAAGGUGAAGGUGAAGGUGAUGGGGGAAGUGGUGGAGGUGGUGGUGGGUGGGAAGGGAGUGGUGGUGUUGGACUCUCAAAAUGGCAGAUCUAG